AUGGAUGACACGGAGGACUACUACUAUAACCUCUACGAGGAUGAAACAGGUAGAAAUCUUGGUGACAUAUACCUCCUUCGUAGAUCCCCAGGUCUCCGCACUGGGAAUCGGAGGUGGGGCGACAAUGGCUAUGUCCGAGCAGGACGGCAAGAAGCAAGGCCCAUCGUUCGUUCCACCUCUGCUGGCUCGUCCCAACAAAACAAGCAAACCACUUCUAAGGAAGUUGUCGGCCGCCGUGCCAAGAGGGCUCUAAAGCGUGAAGCCAUCGACAAGGCAGCAGUGGUGAAGCAUCUUGCGAGGUUUUUCCGGAAGUAG
Andrographis paniculata is the source of this 315-nucleotide messenger RNA. RefSeq lists its product as uncharacterized. NCBI's taxonomy places the organism in Eukaryota, Viridiplantae, Streptophyta, Magnoliopsida, Lamiales, Acanthaceae. The record is from RefSeq and is a predicted model, not a curated record. The coding region runs from base 1 to 315 and encodes 104 amino acids. The transcript has a single exon.